Molecule: messenger RNA, 2278 nt
Organism: Lontra canadensis (Northern American river otter)
Lineage: Eukaryota; Metazoa; Chordata; Mammalia; Carnivora; Mustelidae
Gene: USP21
Product: ubiquitin specific peptidase 21
Exons: 13
Coding region: 288-1985 (565 amino acids)
Biological process (GO): protein deubiquitination
Cellular component (GO): cytoplasm
Molecular function (GO): cysteine-type deubiquitinase activity
Source: RefSeq, a predicted model, not a curated record
AGUGCUGGAUCCUACUCCACUGGUCUGCGAGCUGGACCCAGGCAAUGCAGCUUCCCACACUAGCACCCCUGCUCCCACGGAAGGAUGUGUGCUGCAGGCCUGGGGGCCAUACUACGAUGAUGGAUCUACAUCCCUAUAGUUUCAAGCGACGGUUUUAAAACGGUUCAGGGCAGAUCUGGGGACCGGCGGUCCUAAAGUUGGCUGCGUUUCCAUGGUGUCGGCGGCGGAGCCAAGGGGGCGGGUUCACGCAAGCGCCAUGGAAGCAGGUCCAGCCUGUGGUGUCCACAAUGCCCCAGGCCUCUGAGCACCGCCUGGGCCGGACCCGAGAGCCACCUGUUAAUGUCCAGCCCCGAGUGGGGUCCAAGCUACCAUUUGCCCCGAGGGCCCGAAGCAAGGAGCGCCGAAACCCAGGCCCUGGGCCGAACCCCAUGUUAAGACCUCUGCCUCCCCGGCCAGGUCCCCCUGAGGAACGGCUCAAGAAACUGGAGCUGGGACGGGGACGGACCUCAGGCCCUCGUCCCAGAGGACCCCUUCGGGCAGAUCAUGGAGUUCCCCUGCCUGGCUCACCACCCCCAACUGUGGCUCUGCCUCUCCCUUCCAGGACCAACCUAGCUCGUUCCAAGUCUGUGAGCAGUGGGGACUUGCGUCCUAUGGGGAUUGCCUUGGGAGGGCAUCGUGGCACUGGAGAACUAGGGGCUGCACUGAGCCGCUUGGCGCUCCGGCCUGAACCUCCCACCCUGAGACGUAGCGCCUCUCUCCGCCGCCUUGGGGGCUUUCCUGGUCCCCCCACCUUGCUCAGUAUACGGACGGAGCCCCCUACAUCCCAUGGCUCCUUCCACAUCAUAUCUGCCCGGCCCUCUGAGUCUUUCUACUCCGAUGACAAAAUGGCUCAUCACACGCUGCUUCUGGGCUCCGGUCAUGUUGGCCUCCGAAAUCUGGGGAACACGUGCUUCCUGAACGCAGUGCUACAGUGUCUGAGCAGCACUCGGCCUCUGCGGGACUUCUGUCUGCGAAGGGACUUCCGGCAAGAGGUGCCUGGAGGGGGUCGAGCCCAAGAGCUCACUGAAGCCUUUGCGGAUGUGAUUGGUGCCCUGUGGCACCCUGACUCGUGUGAAGCUGUGAAUCCUACUCGAUUCCGAGCUGUCUUCCAGAAAUACGUCCCUUCCUUCUCUGGAUACAGCCAGCAGGAUGCCCAAGAGUUCCUGAAGCUUCUCAUGGAGCGGCUACACCUGGAAAUCAACCGGCGGGGCCGCCGGGCUCCGCCCAUCCUGGCCAGCAGUCCUGCUCCCUCUCAGCCCCGCCGAGGAGGAGCUCUGCUGGAAGAACCGGAGCUGAGUGAUGAUGACCGAGCCAACCUAAUGUGGAAGCGUUACCUGGAGAGAGAAGACAGCAAGAUUGUGGACCUGUUUGUGGGCCAGUUGAAAAGUUGUCUCAAGUGCCAGGCCUGUGGGUAUCGCUCCACGACCUUCGAGGUUUUUUGUGACCUGUCCCUGCCCAUCCCCAAGAAAGGAUUUGCCGGGGGCAAGGUGUCUCUGCGGGAUUGUUUUAGCCUUUUCACCAAGGAAGAAGAGCUAGAGUCAGAGAAUGCUCCAGUAUGUGACCGAUGUCGGCAGAAAACACGAAGUACCAAAAAGUUGACAGUACAAAGAUUCCCCCGAAUCCUUGUGCUCCAUCUUAAUCGAUUUUCCGCCUCUCGAGGCUCCAUCAAGAAAAGUUCAGUAGGUGUGGAUUUCCCGCUGCAGCGACUGAGCCUGGGGGACUUUGCCAGCGACAAAGCUGGAAGCCCUGUCUAUCAGCUGUAUGCCCUCUGCAACCACUCGGGCAGCGUCCACUACGGCCACUACACAGCUCUGUGCCGGUGCCAGACUGGUUGGCACGUCUACAAUGACUCUCGCGUCUCCCCUGUCAGUGAAAACCAGGUGGCGUCCAGUGAGGGCUACGUUCUGUUCUACCAACUGAUGCAGGAGCCACCCCGGUGCCUGUGACACCCCCCCCCCCACCCCCGAAGCCCUGGCACCUGUGAAACCCGUUCAACUCCCUUAAGCUCCAGGCUCCCCAUUUACCUCAGAGACGUCUAUUUUUGUGUCUUUUUAAUCGGGGAGGGGGGGAGGCGGUGGUUGUAGCUCCCAUUAUUUUUUUUAUUAAAAAGUACCUUUCCACCUGGAGGCUCCCUUGUCUCCCAGCCCCGUGUACAGAGCUCCCCAGGCCCCUGCCCGUGUACAGCCCCCAGCCCCUCCACAAUCUCACUUUUUGUGAAUAAAUUUAUUAAGAAAAAAUG